Messenger RNA from Oreochromis aureus, 809 nucleotides. Its product is annotated as centrosomal protein of 295 kDa-like. Gene Ontology annotation, biological process: regulation of centriole replication. Gene Ontology annotation, cellular component: cytosol; centrosome; centriole. The transcript has 4 exons. The record is from RefSeq and is a predicted model, not a curated record. NCBI's taxonomy places the organism in Eukaryota, Metazoa, Chordata, Actinopteri, Cichliformes, Cichlidae. Bases 437 to 730 code for a protein of 97 amino acids.
ACAGUUUUUGUUGAUCAUCAAAAAGCAAUAUAGUACUUUGAAUUGCUUUGUAGUACAGAUGUCAAAGGACUGAUAUACAUAUUUUCUCUCCUAACAUUAUAUCAUUUUUUAAGCCAGAACUUUAUAAACCUGACCGUUACUUCCUUCCCUCUUUCCAGUGACAGUCCUAGAGUUUCAGUGGGGUCCGUGCAGAGACCAGCCAGAUGUCAACCAGCAGAAACUUGCAGCUCUGCUUCAGAGAUCCAACCACAGGGUGAAGGAAAUCACGGCCAAAGCUGCUCUUGCUAAAAGUCAACGUGAGCUCCAAGUGCUACCAGAGGGCAGUGAGCAAGCUAAAGCGAACACAUGUCAACCAGUCGCCUGUAACACAAAAACUAAAGUAGAACUUCUACACAAGGCCAGUACAAAGUCAAAGGGAGGACAGGGCCCACAACAAAUGGAGAAAUCUGGUUUCAUCAAGCAGCAGAAACCCCCCCAGCUUCUUCCACCAGAGAGUGAUUCCGAACAGAAGAGACUGGAUGGCAUGAAGAUCUGCACGCUGGAGCAAAGGAGACGUAAUCUUUCCAAGAUGCACCAGAGAACUCAAAGGCUGUAUGAGCAGCUGGAGGAGGUGAAGCAUCGGAAGGCCUUGAAGAGUCGACAGGAAGAUUAUGCAAAAAACAGACUGAAAGCUAAGGAGUUCCACAAGAAAACCUUACAGAAGCUUCGUGCCAAGCAGACCCAACAGUGAUCGACUUUGAUUGUGUCAUAGUGUACUUUGAAAAUGUUAAUUUAUAGUUUUAUCAAUAAAGCAUUUUAAGUUAUUUGCA